Molecule: messenger RNA, 10288 nt
Organism: Dalotia coriaria
Lineage: Eukaryota; Metazoa; Arthropoda; Insecta; Coleoptera; Staphylinidae
Exons: 6
Coding region: 762-8975 (2737 amino acids)
Source: RefSeq, a predicted model, not a curated record
AAGCAUCAUCAUUGGGGACGGUCAAGAAAAAAUCGGAAUAAACGCAAUUUUCUUGAUAAAAUCAUUGGUAGUCACAAUACUAACCAAGAGAGUGAAGAUUAUGAAGUGGCGACCGAUGAUGAAGUAUGGACGUUACACUUUGGCAAUCGACCAACAACUGUAGCGGGAUCAAAUACGGUUCCCAAUAAACAGGAAAAUAUGAAAAAUUUAAUGGCUGCGAACACAGAUAUGGAAUCUAAUGCUUCGGAUCAAAAUAGCUUGGAAACAACUGUAGAAAUGUUGAAUAAACCAGAAGUUACAACAGAAAAAUUUAAAAUUCAGUUUUCGUCAUUGAAACCUGAAGAUUCAUCUAUUUCAAUAGACAAUAAGGCAACUUUUAAUUAUGCUAUAAACGUGUCACCAUUUGGGGCCAACAUGAAUUCUAAGUAUCAGGAAGGUUCUACAAUAAAUUCACACAUAGGUGAGAUUAAAACAUAUUCUCCACCUGUUUUCGUUUCCUUCCGUUGACAACAUCUAGUGGUAGUAUAUUUGACACUGAUUUUAAAGCUUCGGUAGGUCCGUCUUUUAAUAAUGGAAUAAAAGUAUAUACCCCGUCGGAUGUUUUACUUAUAACUACUACCGACCAGACUAACAUUGAUAUCGAAAAUAAAGGUGAUUCUUAUAUAAGUGGUUUGAAACAAUAUUCGCCCCCGGUUUUUGCGACAUUGGCUAAUCCCAUUAGUACAAAAACUAUAGUUGUAAAUGAAUUUAAAACUGCUACGAUGAAUUCAAAAAUUUUGGAUGAUGUUCCGGAAGCUCCUACGAUCAUUACAUUAUUACCAAAAUCAUCAGCAUCUAAAAAUGGAGAUGAUUUUCAAUCAAAACUUAAUGAAAAUGAAGUAUUUUUAGAAGAAAAAUUUACAAUACCCACUGAUAAAACACAUUCAAAAGAAGAGGAAGUAACAGUUACAGGAAAUUUUCCAAGUGAAGCUGAGUUUUCUAUGACUACUAUUAAAAUACCUUAUACAACAAAUUGGAAACCUACUCCUCCAGAUCAUCUGCCAGAUGAUCAAAACAUGUUGACUCCUGUUGACCAAAUUAACUUCCAAGAAACCACUGGUAUUUCAAUAAUAGAUCAAACUUAUGAUAAAAACUCAGUGAAUGCUGGAUCAACCGACGAAUACGGUAAAUUGCAAACUAUUCAAUUAGUAGCAGAUAAAACAAUUAGAAUUGGAAAAUCUUCUCCAGACGUUGAAAAAACUACAAAUGCAUUAGAAGAAGAUGAAAUUACCAAGGCUACUGUCGAAUAUAUGAACGAUGACGAGAAAGAUCUUGAGGAUGUAGAUGCAGAGGAUGGUCCCAAAGGGAAAGUGAAAGGGACUACUAUUUUAAUGUCUGGCAAAAACAUGUCAGAAAAUUCAAAAUAUUUAGCUUCUGUUGAUGAAGGAUCUACUACAAUACCAACGAUGUUUGAAGAAGAUGAGAUGUUUUUAAAUGCCAUAAGAGUAUCAACAAAAAAGCAUAAACAACAUUCCAACAAAUCACAUCAUAUGUGGAGAUUUGGAAAGAAGUCAAAGACUACAGCGGGCUUAUAUAACAUUACAUCUGUGAGUAAUGAGCUUUUAAAUACCCAGGAUAUUGACGAUGCUCUUUUGGAAAAACAAACAACUUCCGCUAAAAUGUUUAACUCGACUACUAUUACUGACAAGUUAACUGGUAGCUUAAACUCGAAAUCAAUAACUGCUAAUGAUAUCACAUCUUCUUUGAAUGGCGUGAAGGAAAUUACUGAAAAUGUUGAAAGUACAAUUCUUCAUACUAGUGCUGGUACUACUGUGCCUAUAACAGAAUCAUUGACAACACCAGCAAAAAUAAGUACAGAAAAGCUAUAUGAAGCAUCUGGUUCAGAUGUAGAAAAUUCAAAUACAAUCUCUGAUACUAUUGUACUUACAUCAACAAAGGAUUCAGCUACAAAUAGCAUAAGUGCAACUGCUGUGACAGAUUCUUCUACUGAAUUAUCUUCUUCAAGUAUCAGUGCAAGUGAAACAAAAAUUUCAGAAAGUACAUCAACUUCUUUAUCCCCUAGUUCUGAAAGCGUUAUUAUUGAAACUACCACGCCUUUUUUAGUAAUGGGUACUUCUGCUUUGAUGGGAGAAAACACAUCUACCCAAUCGUAUAACAGUGGCAGUAAUGAUACUACAACCGAAUCUGAAUUUCAGCAGAAUCAAACAGAAGGAAAUGUUUCAUAUACAGAAAAUAAUGGACACAAUGAAAAUAUUUUAGACGGGGAUAAAAAUGUAUCUCAUAAUGAAGGUAGCUCGACUGGAGAUGUUAGUGUUAGUACUCAGGCAUUAUUGGAUAUAACUACCACCAGUUCUUUGGAAUCGACAAACACGGAAUCAGCAACUGUCACAACUGUUUCGGAAAACGACUUAAGUACAACAUCAGUUGCUAAAAAUUCAUCAGAUAGUUCUGGCAUAUUAUCAACUGUUGCUACUGCGGUUAAUCUCAAAGAAGACAAAUCGAGUGCUCUAUUAGAAAUUUCAGAAUUUGGAACAAGUGAUUCUACCUUAAGUACCACAACACAACAACAAUCUUCACUUUAUUUUAGUGAUGACACUAUUAAGAAAUCUACAUUGUUCCCUGAAACAUCAACUGAAGGGAGUGGUGCAGAAUCCCUGAAUACAAACGUAGUUGAGUCAAAAACUACAGAAUCAUUGUCAACAUUUUCCAAUAUAUCAACAUAUACCAAGGAGGAUUCUCUUUUAGCUUUACAAAAUUUCCAAUCUCCAUCAUCACUAAUUCCUUUUGUAGAAGUCAAUUCAACCACUGAAGCCGCUGAAAAAACAAUUAAUGUGAUAACUACUAUGGAUAACUCAUUGAACAUAUUUAAAGCCACAAGUCAUACAAUGCAACCAUUUGAAGAAAAUGAAUUUAUGGCAAAUACAUACUCAAGAAAUACUGAAACGUACUUUACAACUGAACAGAGCUUGCAAUCAAAACAAUUUGCAAAUGGAAUCGAAACAACAACAAAUGCAAUAGCAAUGAUUGAUGAUUUGUUAAAAAUUUUUCAAUCAAGCACCAGUCCUCCAAAAAAUUUGCCAGAAAUACUUAAGGACGCUUUGGCAUCUGCAAAAUUAAAUCAAAACCACACUACUGCAUUUGAUUUAUUUAAAUAUUUAAGUACAUCACCUCAAGCCACGACAGAUUUGAUUACGUUAGACUCGUAUUCUACCUCACUAUUAAAUUUGUUACAAGAUCAGACAACUUUCGGAAUGUCAAUAUUUUUGGAACCUACGACUACCACGACUACCUCUAAGGAAACAACAUUAAUUCCAUCUAGUACUAACGCGGCUACAUCUCUAUCCAUGGUGUCUGAUAGAACACAUAAAUUAGAACUGGAGAAAAUACCAGGAACAGUUUCUACAGUUUUAACUGGUAGUACUUUGAAACAACAAGAACAAUUAAGAACAACUAAAGCUCCCAACUUUCCAAAUAAACCUCACAAAAGCGAUAAUUUUAACAAUAAACUUAAAGAGCAUCACAUACAUGAAGCAUAUUCAUCGGGGUCGGGUUUCAAAGCAGAUCAUGGUAAAUAUUAUAUAGGAAGUGAGUUCAUUCCUGAACACGGCCACAAUUCUUCAAUAAAUGUUCCAACUUCAAAUACAACGCUUCGAAAUAAAAUAUCGGUCACAGAUUCUGAAUUUAAGAAAUUAACAAAUGCAGAAAUUCUUACUAAAUCAUUUAGUACAGCAACAGACACAAUUCGUCCAAACGUUAAAUUUCAUUUUUCAAAUAAGACACAUGCAGAAGCCAAAGAAGAAAGAAUUAUAGUAUCAAGUUCUACAUUUACUGUGGCGUCUACAGAUUUCGUAGGUUCAGAAGAUUUAGAUUAUGGCAAUCAAGACGAUAGUGGGAACGAUACAAAUAUUACGGAGAUUAGUAAAACAUCGGUAGAAAUGACUACAGAUUUGCUAAAAACAACUGUUGAGUAUGUAGAACCAAAAACUAAAACAACACAUAAACACAAGCAUAAUUGGUUGGGUCGAAAAUCUAAAAUAUCGACUCUUCCUCCUUAUGUCGGUGAAACUGUAACAAGUCCAGAUGAAGAAGAGGAUUUAAUGGAUUCCUCACAAUUAACGAAUUCUUUAAUUCAUGCUUCUGAAUAUACAACGGAGGAAAAAUCCAGUGUAGGUGGGUUGACAAUGCAAACGUCUACAAAGGGUGUGGAUACUUUAAAUUCUAAUAUUCCUGGAAUUGAUUCGCAAGUUCUUGAUGCGAGUGAUCAUUCAAAGUCAAGUACAUACUUUAUUUCAAGUAACACGGAGGAAUCUCUGUUUAGUAGCACAUUGGACAACGGAUCAAGCGUUUAUUCUGAAAUUAUUAGCAGUGGAGAAAUUAAUAAUACCUCAGUGAAUACAGAAACUACGACCAAAAAAAUAGAAGAAAUCUUUACUCCAUCAAAUAUAGAUGCAGAAAAACCUAUAUCAGAAACAUCUGAAGUUUCUAAAAUAGGAUCUGAGUCUUUGAUUCUUUCCGGCUACACUGGUAGUAAUAAAGAAACAAAAAUAACGAAUAUAGAUUCAGAAACGACUAUAUCAGAAACAUAUUCAAUUUCAAAUAUUGUAUCUGAGUAUUCGACUUUUUCCGAGUAUACUGGUAAUAAUGAACAAACGAUAAUCACGAAUAUGGAAACAGAAACGUCUAUGCCAGAAACAUCUAUAGUUUCUGAAAUUGCAUCUGGGUACCCGACUUUUUCAGACUAUACUAGUAGCAAACUAAUCUCGUCCAAAAUAAAUGAUACGAUUGUAUCAAAUAUUACAGAAAGAACAGAAAUAUUUAAAACUGCAUCAGAAAUUUUAGAAGUGGUCAGCACCAGCUUUAUGGAAUCCACUGUAUCAAGAUAUGAUAUAGAAAACAAAAUUAGUUCGGUUUUUGAUGAAACCACUGGUUUAACUCUAAACCAAGAUGAUGUUACUGAUUUUAUCACUGAUAUUUUCUUAACCAAAACAACUUUACCAACAUAUGAUUUAGAAAACAAAACAAGUACUGAUUUUCUUGAAACAACAGCUUUAAGUGAAAACCAGGGCAAUAUUACCACCUUUAUUGCUGACAUUCUAUUAACCGAAACUUCUACAAAUAUGUCUAUGGAAUCUGAGGUUACUACAACUAAUGAAAAUCAACCGUUCUUCAAUUCUUCAACAUUGAUCGAAGAAAGAAGUACAACACUGAACCAAGUUGAUAGUCUAUUUACAAGUACUACUUCAAAGAUUGAUGAUCAAUUGACAACCUUAUUCAGUUCAUUAUCGGUUUAUGAUUCUACGGAAAACAUUUUAAACUCUGAUGUAGAACCUGAAAUACUAACAGUAGCAUUUUAUUUCAAAAAUGCCACUUCAUUAGGUACUGCAUUUUUCCCAAGCAGUACUUCAAAUACUUCCGAAACAGCAUUAAUAAAUAUUUCUGAAAUACCAAGCAACACCACUCAUUAUUCCGAAAUAACUAUCAGCACUAUUUUUAAUGCCCCAAGUGCCGAUUUGUCUACCAAAACCGAAACUGAAAUUAGUAUUGGCAAUGCUAUUAACGCUGGAGCGGUCAAUAUUACUGAAAACGUCUCUACCAUUUCGAUGACUACCGAAAAUUCACAAUUAACAAAUUUAAAUUUUGUAGAGAAAAUGAUCAGUACUACAGGUUCUGAACAGUUAAUGUCACAGAGUGCGUCAAACAUAAUGGAAUCAUCUUCAAAACUAUUUGAAGGGACUGAUGCGAACCGUGUCACCGUUACACCAGUAAUAAUGCUAUUUACACCGGCAACUGGUAUAGUUUCAAAUUCUAAUGAAGACAUUUCUUUCCCAGUAAACAUAAAAAUGUUGCUAGAAGCAGCUGAAAACGAGAAUCAUGCAUCACUUGUAAGUGUAACAACAGACACUGCAAUAACUGAAGGGACGGGUAUAACUGAUUCUACAAAAUCUGAUGUUAUUAGUACAAAAUUAGAUAAAACUGAAGCAGGGACUUCCAUUACUGAAACCAUAACUAUUGAAAACAGAUUAGAAACAGCAACAACUCUUUCUAGUAGUUCUACAAGGACUAGCGAACAAAUACAAACAGAUGAAGAAAAUUCAGGGAACGGAACGCCAGAACGUACACAAAGUGAAGGGUCACAAAAUAUGAAGAUGGUUGACUUAAACUCACAACCACAAACAAGUACAAUAUUACAAAUCAGUGUAACAACCAAUGAUGCCACAGAGUCAUCCGAAAUAAUUACAACUACUACAAAAGUGGAAACAUCUACAAAGACAGAACUUCCUUCCAACGUAAACGCAAGUGAAUAUUCAACAGAUACUUCCAGACUUUCUACACCUACUUCUAGUACCCUUGCAGAAUCUGUAAUUAAUCAUAUAAGUUCAACAACUGAGACAGAAACACCAUUUUCAGAACUUACUACACAAAUUAGAACGGAACAGUUUACGAAUUCUUCAAGUUUUCAGACCGAUAGUUCGUUUUCUUCAACCGAAGUAUAUUAUACAAAUGCACUAUCAAAUACUCUAGAAAAUACCAAGUUAAACAUGAAUACUUCCAGUAAUUUAAUAGAUUCGCAUAGCACAGACAGUUUAACCAGUGAUGAAACCAUUUUCUCAAGCGUGGAAUUAGGCAGCUCUUCUUCAAAUACAGAAUAUGCUACCUCCACAAUUUCUGCAAUUAAAUCUAAUAUUGUCACAGAAGCAGUAAUUACACAACAGAGUUCAACAACUGAAUAUAGCACCCAAUCUGCGGAGGUAUCAGUAGAAACACCAUCUGACACACUUUUAACUUCAAGCGGAGAACUUCCCACCAAUUCGGACGUGACAAAUCAAUUAGCUCAAUCUUCUACAACUUUGCAUUCUAAAACAAGUUCAAGUUCUGCUUCAGACUCAUCAACCAUGCACGUCAAUUCAACAACAGAAGAAAUAAGUUACGUAACAAAUGCACGACUACAUUAUACGGAAUUGCCAAUAACAAAACCCCAAGAAACAACUACAGAAAUACUUACAAAUGCUGAAUAUGCUACAAAUACGUCUACAAUUUCUACAAUUGCUUCCAUCCAAUCAGUUUUUACCCAACAAAGCCCAACUACUGAAUUUAGCAUACAAUCUACGGAGUCAUCAGUAGAAAUUCCAUCUGACAACCUUACAACUUCAAGCGAAGAGCUUUUCACCAAUUCGGACGAGACAAAUCAAUUAACUCAAUCUUCUACAACUUUGCAUUCUAAAACAAGUUCAAGUUCUGCUUCACAAUCAUCAACCUUGCACAUCAAUUCAACAACAGAAGAAAUAAGUUACGUAACAAAUGCACGAUUACAUUAUACGGAAUUGCCAAUAACAAAACCCCAAGAAACAACUACAGAAAUACUUACAAAUACAGAAUAUGCUACAAAUACGUCUACAAUUUCUACAAUUGAGUCUAUUGCUUCCAUCCAAUCAGUUUUUACGCAACAAAGCCCAACAACUGAAUUUAGCAUACAAUCCACGGAGUCAACAGUAGAAAUUCCAUCUGACAAACUUUUAACUUCAAGUGAAGAGCUUCCCACCAAUGCGGACGUGACAAAUCAAUUAACUCAAUCUUCUACAACUUUGCAUUCUAAAACAAGUUCAAGUUCUGCUUCACAAUCAUCAACCUUGCACAUCAAUUCAACAACAGAAGAAAUAAGUUACGUAACAAAUGCACGAUUACAUUAUACGGAUUCACCAAUAACAAAACCUGAGGAAAUAACUUCACAAAUUCUUACAAAUAUUGGAAGUGUGGUCAAAGACAUUUCUACUGAUAAAACAGAAUUUUCUCAACAAUCAGAUAUAACAAAGCUCAUAAUAGGGUCUUCUACGACCGAAGCAGUAUACACAAAUAUGUCUUCGACCAAACGACCUAAUAUGCCAAAAGUAUUGUUUAGCACCAACGGUCCGGUAAAAAUAGAAGAACAAAAUCAAAAUUUAAACAUGCAUCACAUGCCGCACAAUUCACCCACAUCUACACCCACAACUACCAAAACAACUGCUAAUUUAUCUACAAAUAUGAUAACUGAAGGAGUUCAAGAAAAUACUUCAGCAUCAGAAGCUAUAACGAAAUUUACCUCAACAUUUAAAACAAAGACAUCUAGCACAUCUAGCAACGAGACUUGUAGAUAUACACCAGUGGACAGAAGUAAUAUUAUGACAAUGCUGAAAAGAACUGCAGAAAUUACCAAUGCAACAAAAACGUUAUCAAUUGAGACAACUACAACCAAAACUUCAGCAGCAACAACAGUUUCAACUACUGCUAGUUCCACAAUGAUAUCUACACCAACAUCAACUGAAAGUAUCACACCUGGUUCAACAUUUACUUCUACAAUUCCUAGUUCAACUACUUCAUUAAUAACUACAACUUCCGCUCCAAAAACCUCAAGUGGCCCUACUUCUACAUAUUCUCUUGUAACAAUAGCAAAUGUAGCUCCAACGUGCAAUGGUGAUUCUUCUUCACAUUCGAAACCCUGUAACAUUGAUAAAGACCAACAUACCUGCAUAUGUUCAGUUGAUUCAAUAGUGAAAGACCUUCAAGAAAAAUCUCGCUAUCCUAAUAUUAAUUCAGUUUUGACAAACAUGUGCGAAAUUUAUAUUCCACUCAACUCUACCGGUAUCAAAGUCGGGCGUUGUGCUAAUCGUCAACGUCGCAACUUGGACGACUAUGAUAUGGAUGCACAAGUAACACAGAAACCAAAACGAGAAGUAAUAGCGAGCGUGGACAUCAAAGACGCACUUAGCAAAGAUAUUGACUUAGAAGAAACUGAAGCGCAUAAAUUUGCCACAAUUGGCUCUACAGUUCGAAUGAUAUGCGCUGACGGAAAGAACUUUAGUUCAAAAGAUUACAACAUGAGAUGGACCAUAGGCAAAGACACACCACUCACAGGUAGUAAAACGCAAGAAACUGUAAGUGGUGAUUUAAUUAUAGCUAAUAUUGAACCAUCUGACGGGGGAACUAUACGUGUUCAGUGACUAACCAUCAAGUGGGAAUGCGAACAUUUAGACAUGAACUAUCAGUUAUUAGUUUACCAACAAUGGAUAUCAAUACAACUAUUUUGUAUGAAAUUAAUGUUGAUUGUUUAAAAGAAGAUGAGGAUCUAUUAAGACUAUAUUUUAAUACUGCCAUUGGAAAUAUGCUCUGUGGGAAGGAACAUAGAAUAUGUGCAAUUGAUAUCGUCAACUGCAGUUGUAUUAACAAGCAUAAGAAGUUUAUUUCAAUUGCGUUAGUAUUUCACAUUGAAGAGAUGCAUGUGAUUGUUCCUACAUUAAAUACAACACAGUGCAAUGUUUUAUGCCAAAUGAAAAUUUAUUCGAAACUGAUAUCAGUGAUAGUAAAUAAUAUUUUGGUGUUUGAAACACAGCCAGUUAUAUACAAACAUAGUCGUGAUGUCACACUUACUCCUUCGAAGGAUUCAACAUUGGCUUCUUAUGAAAUUACGGAAACACCAAAACUUAUUCUUGCAUGUGCUGCUGGUUACGGUUUACUUGGAGAUAAGCAUAUAUGUUCUGCAUGCGAUAAGAAUACUUAUAAUAAUGGUGGACUUGCUCGUUGUAUGCCUUGUCCACCGCGUCAUUAUCAGCCAUAUUCAGGAUCACGAACAUGCUUUAAAUGUACUUCUCCCUUUCAAGAUCCUGCGUGUAUGAAUAUGAUGGUUUUGAAUGUUAAAAAGUACAAAUAUUAUGCCUACGGUGCUUUGGUUAUUAUGACAUCAAUAGUCCUUUGUAUAAUCUGUAUGAGAUGUCGCCGCAGUAAGAAACAUGAUCGUCAAGUAAAAAUUGCUAGAAAAAGGAAACAGAGAGAUAUUGAAAUGCAUCCAAUGCUUACAUAUGAAACUCGAGAAAAAGAAACUCUGACACAAUUAAGUGUUAAAACGAGUAAUACCCGAAAGAAGCGGCGGUUUCCGAAAGCUACGCGUGCACCUCCCAUUCCUCAUAAACAGGACAUGGGCACAACCACACAUCCAGCUCCGAUUGCGAGAAUUACAACAUAUUCUAAUGUCAAUAAGAGAGUGCCACCGACGCCUCCUCCACCUGAUUUUUGACCCGCACAUCAGCGAUUGUACAAUAAGUACAUCUGAGCAAAACAAGGUGGUCCUAAUUAUGAUUAAGUCUAACAUGCGCAGUCACCGCGGCGUGGAAAGCCGCAUAUCGUUGCUAACGUGUUUAAUGUAGAACGAUGCAAGACGCGCAGGAUGAUUUUCAUCUAUAAAUUUAUUUAUUUUACAUCUAAGGCUCAUAUACAUUAAGCACUUUACGUAUAUUAUAAUAUUUUAUAUCUCACAUAA